Molecule: messenger RNA, 1520 nt
Organism: Drosophila kikkawai
Lineage: Eukaryota; Metazoa; Arthropoda; Insecta; Diptera; Drosophilidae
Product: zinc finger protein 79-like
Source: RefSeq, a predicted model, not a curated record
AAAAUCAUUGAUUAUUUUCCAGCUCCAAUUUUUCAUCUGCCCGAAAAUAAUUGAUAAAAGCGUAAAAAAUGUCGGAGGAGCGACGGUGCAAUUUGUGCCGGGAGGAGCAGGCGAUGGAGGUUGAUCUCGAGAAGCCCAUGUAUAAGGCAGUAAACCAACUGCUUCAGAAGCUCUUUGAAUGCUACAAAAUUGAUAUCUCCAUCCUGGGAGAGAGCUCUUGCAUUUGCCAAGCGUGCUUCGAUGGGGUUCUACACAUAAGCGAAUCUCUGAAGAAAUGGAGCAGGGCCCAGGAGGGACUGAAGGAUACACCACUGGAAAUAGACGACUCUAAGGCGUUUCAGGUCAAGCUAGAGGUUCCAUCCUCAGACGAUGAGGAAGAGAUAUCCCCAGAAAAGGAUGAUGAGAUGGAUGAAGAGGCAGCGCCAGAAAAGGAUGAUGAGAUGGACGUCGCAGAGGAUAAAACUAUUGAGGCUACAGAGGAAACAAAAACUCCGCAAGGAGAAGGUCCGAAAGGCACCCCAAAGAAGUCGGACUUUUUCUGCGUUGCCAUCGGGCACGAUGGAAUGGUAAUCGCAAAAUUGUUCAAGGACAAUACCAAGGCCACCAGGUUGAUGUGCUCUUGCUGCGAUCAGCCAUACGAUAACAUGCUUCAGAUUCGGAGUCACAAUCCCAUGACACGAAAGAGUCCCACCUACUACUGUGGCACUUGUGGAGCGAAUUUUCAAAAGCCAAAGCAACUGGCAGAUCACGAAGAGGCCGAGGAUCAUAAGAAACCAUUGACACGGCACCGGGACAUCAAUUUCCGUUGCCUGAAGUGCGACGAAAUGUUCUCUCGGUUUUCCGACACCAUCCGCCACGAGAAUAGCAUUCACAGUUCGGUGCAGUAUUCUUGUCCGUCCUGCCAGAUGCCCUUCAAGUACUAUGGAUCCUUUCAGAAGCACUUGCGCUAUCACAAUUCUACAAAUCAUUCUCCCCCCGACGUCUACGACUGCAACUAUCCGAAUUGCAGCCGCAGGUUCCGGGUGUGGAAGCGGUAUGUGAAGCACAUGAACUGGCACAGGGGCACUGGCCAAAUGUGUCCGUUUGUGGGAUGUAAUGUCACCACCGCUCCUGGUAACUACAUGAGCCAUAUGCGCUCCCACUACAAGAUGGCCCACUGCGAGCUGGAGGGAAAGUUCAUGAAGCUGGAUCCUGCCCAGCGUGUGCAUCCGGAUGGGCGGAAGGUGCCGUACACCAGACGAAUAGUGCCGGGCGAAAAGGAGGAGCCACCUGUCGAGCGAAUAAAGGUCAAUCCAGACGGAGAAUUCAUCAGCUUGCCCAAGCAAAUCGUAUUUCGGAAGGGCAGAUACAUAAAUGUUUCCGAAAAGAAUUAAAGAAAAUUAUCGUUAUAAAUAAUAAAUAAUUGUAGUUAAGAUUUAUGGGUUUAUAAAGCAACAUGGAUCUUAUGUAACGCCUUGAUUGUCGAAAUAAAUGAAUAAGUUAAAGAUUAAACUUGAAAAUAUAUAAUGAAAUUAAGCUGA